CCACGUUCACCGGACCGGCAGGAAGGCGGGCCUGUUUCAGGAUCCGCAACAAUGACUUAGGGGGCGAGCAGGUCUGGUGGGAGUAAUUCAUCCCCGUUUCAGAUGCUGACAUGACGAGCUUGAGAAGGGUCUCUGCGUGUGGAGGCCGUGAUGCAGGUGCAGAAGGUUGGAACGUGGGAUAAGAUGCACCGGGACCGCAAGUUGUGGUGCAACCUCUGCAAACACAUUUGGCAGGGGAAUGUAUCGAAGGCAACGCGCCUCUUCACUCAGCAAAAGAAGUGUCGCGCAGCAACGAUGGACGUUCUUGUGGACGUAUGGAACGACAAAAAAUACGUUUUCGCAAUUGAGGGCGUGGCAUCCCUUUUGCAGUACAUGGAGGACAAGGGGAUCAGGGAAGCACAAUCAGUUGUGGGGCAUUCCCUCCCACGAGUCUCGUCGUCUGUUGCACCCCGUGACGAGGUGCAAGACGUCCUAGACGAGGCUGAGGAGCGGGAGGGGGGCGGUUUGUCAGACGGUGUGGAUUUGCAGGGCGAGGAGGUGGUGUUGACUUCACGCGGGGCAGGGGCGAAGGACAAGGGGAAGAGAAAGGCGGUGGACAGGGAUGACCGUCCGCCUCAGACGGAGAAGAGGGUCCGGCAGACCCGGAUUGACGAUGUGUAUGAUAAGGAGAAACAUUCGCAUUUCAACGACAAGUUUCUGCAGUGGGUGUAUGAUGCCGGCAUUGCGUUCAAUGCCUUUAGGAGACCGUCUUGGAGGGAGGUCGGGAAGGCAACCGAAGAGAUGCCUCGAGGUGUGAGGAUGCGAUUUCCCUCGUUUGGGGAAAUCGGCGGUCGCGGGCUUCCUUCGCAGAGGGUGAAGUUGGCCACCUUGCUUCAAGAGGUUCGAGAGUCUUUCGCCCACAGAGGCGCGACCAUGUUGUCGGACGGUAGGAAGUCUCGCCAUUCACGGCCCAUCGUGAACUUCCUUGCAGCCGACGCCAAUGGCGCACUACUUUAUGCCACCAUCUUCCGUGAUGGUUCUGUCCCCGAGACUGGUGCCAUUGUGUAUCGCGGGUGGAGGGCUAUCAUCACAUCCUUCCCUGCGAAGGAUGUGAUCGCAUUUUGCACGGACUCCGCCAGCAACUAUGUUGCGGCGUCCAAACUCCUCGCUCAGGACCCCGACCCGGAUACGGGUGGAGAUCCGACAGGCAGAGAUUACCUCGUCGUGCGCACGCAGAUUCGGCAUUUCCACGCCCGGAGAGGCGACUGGGGCGAUCGGUCAUUGUCCGAUGCCGAGGCCCAGGAUUGCGACGGAGGCGACGAGACGGCUCGCUGUGCGGCAUGGUGGCUCGCCCACGGCGCAGGCCACCGAGAGUUGCGUGCCAUCGCCAUCCGAGUGAUGCACAUGUGGACGUCCGCCUCUCCUGCGGAGAGGAAUUGGGCGGAGCAUGAGCGCAUUCAGACGACGAAGCGCAACAAGCUUGGUUUUGCCAAGCUCGCACAGCUGGUUGAGAUUACGAUUAAUCUCAAACUGGCUUUGUGCAGGCAGCAUAGCGGUGGGUAUGUUUUGCCUUGGAUCAUGGACAGAGAGAGAGAGGAGCAGAGACCUCCUUCCGCCUCGGGCGAGGACGAGGAGGACGCCGAACCGGAGCCAAAGGCGUGGGGCCAGACCGACUGGGACCGUCAGCGAUGCGGAGCUGAGGAAGCAGAUCGACGUAUGGUGAGUGGUGGACCGCCCGUUGGUGUGCCGACGGGGGUGAGCGAUCGUGGCGUGGAGGGGAAGCACGCACCGGAGAGAGAGGGUGGCAGUGAUGGUCAGCCUGUUGGAGAUGAUGACGAUCAGGAUGUACGAGAUGAUAGCUCAGACGCCGGGGAUGAUGGAGAGGCCGCAAACGUCGGAGGGUUCGUCAACAAAGUGAUCGUUGGCCUUUGCGCGGGGGACAUGGAGGGGGGUACACCUGGAGGCCACGGUACUUUGCAGGGGGGGGAUGCGGUUAUGGAGGAGGAGUCAGGGUUGCACACUGGCGUCAGGGCAGCGAGAGUGGUGCAGGACACAGUCCUGUCAUGGAGGGUGUUGUCGGCGUUGACGACGAGGCAUGGUUACGUGGGACGACCCAGUGUGCAUACGGCAGCACGUAUCUUGGGACUGUCGGAUAGACAGACGAGGAGGCGGGUGUUCCCGGCCCCAGGUGUUGUAGAGGAUAUACGGCGAGGAUUGCCUUACACGUCGGGCGAGGAGGGCGACUUAUAUAUGCCAGCAGGGGCGCGACGUCACCCAUCUAUAAGCGGACUAGAUGCUCAGAUUGCAGCCGACCAACGGCGUUUCGACGAGUUGGUUCGAGAGCGUGAUAGGCUGGCCGAGACGGAGGCCCACGGGGACGACGUGGACACGAAGACAGAGCCCAUCGACGUCACUGUGCAGAGGGACAGAGCCAGGAGAGCAGCGACUGCUGCAGCUGCGGCCACCACAAUAGGAGAUCCACGCAUCGAGACCCCGCGUGGAGAGAGAGCGACACAUGGGCGGGGACAGAGUGCACCUCCAGUGACCAAAUCAGGCACACCCCAUCACGGGACAGGUCGGAGGCGCAAUGGGAGGAGUUAGAUCUGCCAUGUAUUUUAUUUUAUUUUAUCUGUAGCUGACAUGCCACGACCCUG
Chara braunii is the source of this 2633-nucleotide messenger RNA. NCBI's taxonomy places the organism in Eukaryota, Viridiplantae, Streptophyta, Charophyceae, Charales, Characeae. The record is from the annotation of a GenBank genome assembly.